Molecule: messenger RNA, 1545 nt
Organism: Tinamus guttatus (white-throated tinamou)
Lineage: Eukaryota; Metazoa; Chordata; Aves; Tinamiformes; Tinamidae
Gene: FGB
Product: fibrinogen beta chain
Biological process (GO): blood coagulation, common pathway; protein polymerization; fibrinolysis
Cellular component (GO): fibrinogen complex
Molecular function (GO): protein-macromolecule adaptor activity; extracellular matrix structural constituent; signaling receptor binding
Source: RefSeq, a predicted model, not a curated record
GCUGGUGGGAGAAGUUCACUGAGCGGCUCAAGCAAGUCAGCAUCAUGAAACUGCUCCUGCUGUUCCUGCUCUGCACCUCUAUGGUUAAAUCUCAGGUUUCCACGGACUAUGAUGAAGAGGAAGAUGCCACUGAGUUAGGGCCUCGAGGCCACAGGCCCGUGGACAAGAGGUGGGAAGCAGCCCCAACACUGAGACCUGUGGCACCUCCCAUCAGUGGGGGCGGAUAUCAGCCCCGGCCACCAAAGCGAACAAAGACGGGUGAGCAAAAAGGUCCCGUCAUUUAUCCUGAUGCUGGUGGCUGCAAGCAUCCUUUGGAUGAGCUGGGAGUACUGUGCCCAACUGGAUGUGAAUUGCAAACUCUACUGGUAAAACAGGAAAAAAAUGUGAAAUCAGUUGUUCGUGAUCUAAAAGACAAAGUGAACAAGUUCUCUGACAGCAGCACAACUUUCUAUGAAUAUGUGAAUAUUCUAGAUGAUAAAUUGGCAAAGAGACAAAAACAAAGAAAAGACAAUGAUGGUUUGCUUUCUGAGUUUAAUGAAGAAGUGGAGACACACUAUAAUUACAUAAAGGAUAAUCUAGACAGUAAUAUCCCAUCAAGUCUCAGAGUCCUUCGUGCAGUUGUGGAUUCUUUACACAAAAAGAUACAAAAACUGGAAAAUGCCAUUGCAACCCAAAUGGACUACUGCCGCUCCCCUUGUGUUGUUUCCUGUAAUAUCCCGGUGGUGUCAGGCAAAGAAUGUGAAGAUAUUUUCAGAAAGGGAGGUGAGACAUCUGAAAUGUACCUCAUCCAGCCUGAUGUUUUCACCAAACCAUAUAGAGUAUACUGUGACAUGAAGACCGAAGGUGGAGGAUGGACAUUGAUUCAGAACCGCCAAGAUGGCAGUGUUAACUUUGGAAGAAUAUGGGAUUCAUAUAAAAAGGGUUUUGGAAAUGUUGCAAAGAGUGGAGGGAAAAACUACUGUGAUACACCAGGUGAAUAUUGGCUUGGAAAUGACAAAAUCAGCCAAUUUACCAAAAUAGGGCCCACUGAAGUUUUAAUUGAAAUGGAAGACUGGAAUGGUGAUAAAGUUUCAGCUCAUUAUGGAGGGUUCACCAUACAGAAUGAAGGCAACAAGUAUCAGCUUUCAGUUAGUGACUACAAAGGCAAUGCAGGCAAUGCUCUAAUGGAAGGAGCAUCACAGCUGCAUGGAGAAAACAGAACAAUGACAAUUCACAAUGGCAUGUUCUUCAGUACUUAUGACAGAGACAAUGAUGGAUGGGUAACUGCAGAUCCCAAAAAGCAGUGCUCCAAGCAAGAUGGUGGUGGGUGGUGGUACAACCGCUGCCAUGCAGCCAACCCCAAUGGCAGAUACUACUGGGGAGGGAGCUACACCUGGGACAUGACAAAACAUGGUACAGAUGAUGGUGUUGUGUGGAUGAACUGGAAAGGCUCAUGGUAUUCAAUGAAGAAGAUGAGCAUGAAAAUCAGACCAUACUUUCCACACUAACCAUUUUCAAAAUGUACAGAAUUUCAGGCUUUCUUUUCAUAUUUGUGCCUGGUUAACU